CGACCGCCGGGCGGGCGAGCGCCGCGCCGGCGCCGGCGAAAUGGCCGGGCCGGCCCACGGCCGCUGCACGCUGUGCGACGUCGCUACGUCCGUCGAGGCGGAAGACGACACCAACUGCUCCGUGAGCUCCAUCGAGGACGACUUUGUGACGGCGUUCGAGGUGCUGGAGGACGAAGGUGGGAGCGGCGUGGAGAGCGACCCCAGGCAUGGCGGCGUUCACUGGCUGCAGGGCGGCGCUCCGGGCGGCGUGGAGGCCCCCGGACCCUCGGCCCGCGUCCCGGCCGUCCGGCCGCACGGCGGUCCCCUGGGGGGCCCCGGCGACGACUCGCAGUUGGCGGCCGGGUCGCGCUCGUCCCCCGAGCGUGGCACGGCGCCGCCCAGCGCUCCUGCUGCCGCCCCCGACCCCCGUGGCCUCGCGCCGCCGCCACCUGCCCGGCCGGGCGCCGCCGCCGCCGGCGCAGCAGCUGCACUUCUCCGCGGCGUCUCCUCUCCCGGGUCGAUGUUCCGGCGGCGCCGGCAACGUCGGCGGCGACGGCCGCUCGGACCAAAGCAUCCGGGGUGGAGGCGCCGACGCGGCGUUUCCGUCGCCCGGCAAGGAGCUCGGCGACUCGUCCGGCUCCGACGUGGAGCCGCAGGGGCCGUGUUCCGACUCGGAAGUCGAGACUGGGAGGCCGUCGUUCCUCAAGGACGCCGCCGCCGCCGCACGCGAGGAGGAGGCGGCGUCCGAGACGGAGGAGUCGAACGGCUCGAGCCCCAGCCCCGUCAUCUUCCUGGACGAGGAGGGAUACGAGCGCAGCAUGCGCGCCGAGAUCCACGUGCCCAGCAUCCCCGCGCUGCUCGGCCACGACAUCGAAGACUCCGACUCGGAGCUCGGGGAAUUCUUCGACAGCCGCGAGCGCUUCGGGACGCCGGACGGCACGGGCGGCGAAGGCGGCGCGGGGGCGAAAGACCGGCGCCUGCCGGCUCCGGGGCGUGGCGCCCCCAAUCCGCGGCGUUUCGAUCGCUCCUUCCCACCGGCCGGGCUGCGGAAGCCGCUGCCCCGGAAGCCGACCGACGCUCCGGGUUCGCCCGUCGUGGGUCUCGUCGGGGGCUCGCCCACGCCGCCCCCCGCGGGCUUCGCCGACGGCCGGGACCCGUCUCCCCGGCCGGCGCUGCCGUCGCAGCAGCCGGAGUGGAAGCGCGCGUCGGCGUUCACGCCUCCCAACGUGCGAACCGGCGGCGGCGGCCCCGGUGGCGCCUCCACCGUGGCCGACUUGGCCACACAGAUCUCGAGCAGAAUCUUCCAGUCGCUGGCGCCGGUGGCGCCGAGCGCCGGGCCCGGCGAGGGGGCAGAGGGCGGCCGGGCGGCCGAGCCGGCGCCUCCGGCCACGGCGGAGGAGAGCGAACCGAACUCCGUGUCGGCGCUCGCAAGCCACAUAUCCAGCAAUAUCAUGAGGUCGCUGUCGCGCGCUCACGGGGAGAAAGGCAGCGGCGGCCCCGUCCAGCGGAGAGGGAGCGACGCCGGCGAUUCUCCGUACUGCGUCGCGGGUGGCGGCGGUGGCGGCGGCAGGGCUAGGAACGCUACGACGGGCCCGUAUCAGCGCACCCGGCGCGAGGGCGACAAGUUGGCGAAGCUGGGCGAGUUUGCCGGGAAGCUGUCGUCCGCCGUGCUGGGCUCCGCCCUGUCGGGCCUCCCGACGGUAGCGGAGGCGCCGCCGCCGACCCGCAAGCAGCGGGAGGGCGGUGGCCGGCGGGGGCCGCACGGCCGCCGGGUUCGCUCGCGCAUCAAGGCUCCCGCCUCCUCCUCGGGGCGGUGCUGCUGGGCGGCGCCCGGAGAGCUGGCGAGCGUGAGCGCGAUGGCCGACGGCCUGGUCGGGGCCUGCUUUUACGACGCCAUUCACGAGGUGGCGUACGGGAGGAGGCGGGGUACGGCGCCCGCCCCACGCCGGGCCGCCGGUCUCGCCGCCGGGGCCGAGAGGCUGGCGUCGCUGGUGGACGGGGUGGUGAGGGGCGCCAUGCUGAGCGCGAUGCAGGCCCUGCCGGACGCCUGGCACGGCCUCUACCUGGGCGCCGUGGUGCAGUUCUCGGGGGAGAUGGCCGAGCAGGCCGUGUUCGAGGCCACCAUGGAGGCGAGCCACCUGCCGCACGAGGGCCGCGCGUGGAACGCCGGCGGCGCCGUCGUGGACGUGUACUCGUCCGACCUGGCCGAGUCCGUGCUGCAGGAGGCCUUCAUCGGCCUCUCCUGCUCCGCGAGCACAUUCCCCUCUCAGGCGGCCAUCAGCAUUUCCUGCAACGGCCAAGUGCCGGGUACCGGUGGCCUUGCGCCGCCUCCGGAGGACGCCGGCGGGCCGUUCCCUCGCGGCCCGGACGGGCCGUGCCUCGUCGAGGCCUUCGGCAGGAAGCCGCCGAGGCGCGGUGACUUCGCGGCGGCGCCGACUCUGGUCUCGGAGAAGGAGUCUGGCUCGGAAUCCGGCGACGGCACCAGCUUCUUGUCGUCGCCUCUGCCGUCCGUGGCGGGCCCUGGCCCCGAGCUGGCGCCGGUCCUGGGCCGGUACGCGGGGUCCUUCUCGUCGGCGCUGUUGCGGGAGGCUCUGAGCGCCGCGUCCACGCCGCGCUCCGCGGAGGAGUUGGCGCGGAGGCCGAGCGGCGCCGGCGUCCUCGACGGCACGGAGGCGGCGCCCGACGGCGCCCGCGGAACGGCGGAGCCGGCCGAGUUGGCCGAGCGUCUCUCCCUCUCCAUCCUGCGCUGCUCCGUGGAGGAGGCCAAGGCGCGGCUGGUGCGGCGCGAGGGCUCGGAGACGCCGGCGGGGGAGGGCGGCGGCGGCGCCACGGGGACGCGGUCGCCCGCCACUCCGCCCCCGAGCCCCGUGCGGACUCCGGAGCCGUCGCUCGAUCGCGAUGGCCCGCGCCACCCGGGGCUCCGCCCUCCGCCGCGUCCGUCCGGCCGGACGGGGGAAACGACGGGCGGCGGCGACAGGAAGGUGAUGCGGAGGCUGAGCAAGGAUCUGAAGCGGGAGCUGUCCAAGUGCUUCCAGCCCACGGUGCCGCCCCCCACGCCCCGCGCCAUGACGGCCGCCGAGCUGUCGGGCAUGGGCCGCGACGCCGAGGAGAAGGCCGAGUUCGUGCUGCGCGUCGUGCGCUCCCUGUCAGAGGCCGGGGCCAGCAGCGAGGACGAGGCCGAGGGGGAGGGCACGCCCGUCCACCGCGACGUGCGGGCGUACUCGAGCCAGCUCGCCGGAGACAUCAUCUCGCUGGCGACGGAGCUCGCGUCCAUUUACAUCGACGACACGAAGCCCAAGGACGUGUAUUUCCGCAGGGAGCAGCAGCAGAAGAAGAAGAAAGCGGCGCCGGGCGGUGCCGCCGCCCGGCGCGUGGACGUGCUGUCCCUGGUGAAGGCCCGACUGGAGCGGUCCGCCGAGGCCAUGACGCGCAACAUCCUGCAGUCGUCGCUGGCGGCCGCCAACCGCGGGAGCGCGUGGGCGACCGCGCCGCCGCCGAUCGCCGAGCGCCCGGACAAGCUGGAAGACGCGACGGAGGCCCGGCUCCACGACUGGGCCCUCCGCCUCGCCCUGCCCGGAGGCCGCGCCGCCUGCGGCCUCACCAGCUGGCCCCACUGCCGCUACCGCGAGAAAGCCGGCAGGGUCGAGAGCCUCAAGGUUCACCUCCGGGCCUUCGCCGACGUCUGCGCCGAGGACGUCGUCGCCUCGUCGCUGGCGGCCGCCGCCAAGAGGCCGCGCGGCGGCGGCCGCCUCUGCGGCUGCCUCCGCGCCGCCUGCUGCUCCCGCUGCUGCGGCGCGGGGAAGCGGUCGAGGAGCGACAGCAUCACGGAGGAAUUCUACCUCUUCGUGACCCGAGGGGCAGAGGGCGCCCCCAGGAAGGCCGGGGGAGGCGGCUGCCCCUUGCAUCGCCCGGGCGCUGGCAAGGCCGGCACGGCCGCAUCGUCGGCGCUCGGCCGCUUCGCCGAGCGGGUGGCGAGCGACGUGCUGGCGUCGGUCCGCGCCGCGGGGGUUGCCGGCGGGCCGAGCGCGUCCCGCCACCCGGCGCCGUCUCCCCGCGUGGAGCUGUACGCCGCGAGGCUCGUCAACGUGGCGCUGUGGCAGGGCAAGUGGGAGGUGAUCCGCCGGCGCGGCCCGCCGCCGCUGCCCUCGCCGCAGAUGAGGUCCACGCCCCGGGCGGGCGGGUGGCCCCGCGCGUCGGGCGCGCGGGGCCGGGGACCGCCGCUCAUCCGCGUGGAGGCCGAGGCGGGGUCGGCGGGGAGGCUGGAGGCGGAGGGGAAGGGGAGGGGUGAGGGGGAGGACGGGGGGAAGAGGGCGGCGAGCGACGCGACUGCCGUGGGCGAGAGCGCCACGUCGGACAGCGGCAUCGUCAGCAGCUUCGCGGGCAGCAGUGCGCCCCUGCUGACCCGCAAUGCACGCUCUGGAGAGAGGAUCUCCACGGACGCGCCGCGCGCAGGAGGAGGAGGAGGAGGGGGCAGCAGCGAGGGCAGCUCGGGCAGCUUGGGCAGCUGGGCCCAGCUGAGCAGCAAGGGGGUGGGCGACGAAAGCAGCAGUUUCCUGCAGCUCAGUGACAGCAAUGGGGCUGGCAGCAGCUGGAGCAGCGUGGCCACAGUGGACGUCGAGGGCUCCGACGAGAGCUUUUCCUUCCCCACCCUCUCCACCAGCGAUCCGCAGGGGGCCCCGGAGAACACUCGGCCCACGGGAGCCUCCGGGACAGCCGUGUGGAAGCAGGACCUGCUGGUGCACACCGUGUGGCCACGCUGCUCGGGCCUCCGGGCCGAGGAGGCCGUGCUGGUGCUGUGGGCCGUCGCGUCCGCCCGCGGCGUCGCCCGCUUGCGCGUCACCGAGUCUCAGCUGCCAGAUCCGCAGCAGCUGCAGGCCCUGGUGCGAGCCGCCCGGCGCCGCCUGUGGACCGUGGGGGACCUGGUCCGCUCCCUGAGCCGGCAGCGCGAGGCGGCGGACGCGGAGGAGGAAGAGGAGGAGGGGAAGGGGGAGGAGGGGGUGGUGGUGGUGGAGCCCACCGGCGACCCGGAGCACCACGCCUCCCUCUUCCAGCGGCUGCUGGGCCUCACCUAGCAGCCCGAGGGGGGGGGGGGGGAUCGUCGUCCCUCCCUCCCUCUCCCAUGCCCCCCCCGUCACCUCCCCCCCCCCCCCUGUCCCGUCACGCACCCCGCUCUGGCUGGGACCCCACCUGGUCAAGGUGGCACACGCGGCGGGG
Lethenteron reissneri (Far Eastern brook lamprey) is the source of this 5193-nucleotide messenger RNA. RefSeq names its product A-kinase anchoring protein 11 (gene AKAP11). Gene Ontology annotation, cellular component: cytoplasm. Gene Ontology annotation, biological process: intracellular protein localization. Gene Ontology annotation, molecular function: protein kinase A binding. The record is from RefSeq and is a predicted model, not a curated record. NCBI's taxonomy places the organism in Eukaryota, Metazoa, Chordata, Hyperoartia, Petromyzontiformes, Petromyzontidae.